This is a messenger RNA of Hippopotamus amphibius kiboko, 1191 nucleotides long. RefSeq names its product alpha-1-antiproteinase-like. Lineage: Eukaryota; Metazoa; Chordata; Mammalia; Artiodactyla; Hippopotamidae. The record is from RefSeq and is a predicted model, not a curated record. Gene Ontology annotation, molecular function: serine-type endopeptidase inhibitor activity. Gene Ontology annotation, biological process: negative regulation of endopeptidase activity.
AUGAGCACUUCCCUGAACCCCUGCCAGCCAGUGCUCCUGUCUCCUCGGACAAUGGCAUCUUCCAUCACGUGGGGCCUCUUCCUGCUGGCAGUCCUGUGUGGUCAAGUUCCUGGCGCCAUGCGUCAAUCCAGCCCUGAUAUUCAUGAAAACAAUCUCCCACACUUCUCCACCUUCGCCUUUAACCUGUACCAUGAACUGGUCCGUCAUUCCAACAACAACAUCUUCUUCUCCCCAAUCCUAAAGGGCAUAGGCUUCAAGUUUAAGAAAGUGCCUAAGGCUGAUAUCUACAAAGGCUUAGGAAGUCUCCUUGAAACCCUUAAGGAGCCAAACAAUCAGUUCCACCUGACUGCCAGCGCUAUGCUAUUCAUCGACAAGCAUCUGAAGCAAAAGCCUGAGUUUUUGGACGAUGUCAAAAAGCUGUACCACUCAAGACCCCUCUCUAUCAACUUCAGGAACAUCAAAGAGGCGAAGAAAGAGAUCAACCAUCAAAUAGAGAUAAGAACUCAAGGAAAACUUGUGGAUUUGGUCAAAGAGCUUGAUGAAGACACGGCUUUUGCUCUGGUGAACUACAUAAUUUUUGACAGCAAAUGGAAGGAUAAAUUUGAGGCUCAGCGCUUGCUGACAGGAGACUUCCACAUGAACGAGAAGAUCAUGGUCAAGGUGCCUAUGAUCAACUGCCUGGGCAAGUUCCACCUGUACCAAGACAACAAGUUCUCCUGCUGGGUGCUGCUGCAACACUACAAGGGUAGAAUGGCCACCUUCCUGCUUCUGCCCGACCUGGGGAAGAUGCAGCUGCUGGAGGACGGGCUCUCCGAGAAGCACCUUACCAGAAUCCUCAAAUACCUUGAGAUACGGUUUGUCAAUUUACAUUUGCCCAAACUGUCCAUUUCUGGAACCUAUGAUCUGAAAACUGUCCUGAGCAAACUGGGCAUCACCAGGGUAUUCAAUGACGGGGUUGAUCUCCCAGGGGUCACUGAGGAACAGCCUCUGAAGCUGUCUAAGGCCAUUCAUAAGGCUAUGAUGAGCAUCAGUGAGAAUGGGACAGAACAUGCUGAGGCCACCACUCAGAAGAGAGUGCGGUCUGAGCAUCUGACCAUCAACUUCAACAUGCCCUUCUUAAUCAUCAUCAAGGAUGAAAACACCAACAUUCCCCUCUUCAUGGGAAAGGUGGUGAAUCCCAUGCAAAAAUAA